This is a messenger RNA of Rhipicephalus sanguineus (brown dog tick), 678 nucleotides long. RefSeq lists its product as uncharacterized. The coding region runs from base 106 to 594 and encodes 162 amino acids. The record is from RefSeq and is a predicted model, not a curated record. The transcript is spliced from 3 exons. Lineage: Eukaryota; Metazoa; Arthropoda; Arachnida; Ixodida; Ixodidae.
GGCCCGAGUACUUUAAUUUAGGAACAUAACUUCAAUGAUUGACAACACCUCAUUGCAGACCCACCAUCUGUGCAAUCACCCGAGGAAGGCAGGGCCUCAGCUGAAAUGGGUUCUCCAGUUGGAGUUGUAGUGGAUGCCUCAUAUUAUGUAAAGUUUUCUGAAGCUGGUGUUCAAGCCACCACUUCGACAGCUGAAGCUUCAGUAAAUACCACUUCAUUGCUAAAGGAUGCUGAAACUCAAACUGACAUCACAGGCAGUGUUCUGAAGAGUUUUGAAGCUGAUAACCAGGUCCUACGCACCGAGUUACAGGAGGUGAAGGGCUCUCUGGACACACUUCGGCUGUCGAAAGCUUCUUUGGAGCAUGACAACACCCGUGUGCAAUUUUACACGGGCCUACCAAGCUUCACAGUUCUGAUUUCACUGUUCACACUUGUCGAAAGUAGUGUGCCACGCAGCCCAAACAAUGCUCUUGCGAAAUUCCAAGAAUUUGUACUCACACUAAUGAGGCUGCGAUUGGGAGUGGCCUUGCAGGACCUGGCGUCCAUUGAAGAAGCAUUGACGGGGGUCUUCAAUGACCGUAAUUUCUGCCUCUGAAACUUGUACGAACUCUGAACGAAGUUUCAGACACCGAUGCAGUAAGGACAAAAGCAGGAAAUAAAGUUCAUUUUUCUACCUGAA